AUAUUACCCAAUCAAUUUACAAAAGUAAAAAAUGAGGAGAUUUUUGAAACAUGUAUGGUGGAUAAUGUAUUGCUCUCACUAGAAGAGAAAAAGUUUCAGACUUGAGGCAGAUAGAAAGAAAGAAAGAAAGAAAGAAAGAAAGAAAGAAAGAAAUGAAGACUCUUUUAGAAGUGAGAAGGGUCUUUAGCCCUGUCAAUUCUCCACACCCAUUUCUCAAUAAGUCUCCAUUUGAUCAUCAUGGUAGAGGGAGAAAGUCAGUAGUUUCAGUUUUCAGAAGUUCUCUUCCUGGAGAGGAUGCUUUACAAAUGUUUUUAAGGGAUAGACAAUUGAAUGGUGACUUUGUAAGUAAAGCUUCUGAUAUUAUUUGGAGAAGAGAUGAAUUGAAAUUCAUUGAUCUUGAAGAUAAUGUGUUUGAUGAAAAUUCUCAACAAAUGCAAUUACAGGAGGUCAUGGAAACUGAGAAUGACGGUGGAUUUUUGAAGCUGACUAAAACCCUCGAAUGGGUGUCUGGUGAUGAAACUGCGCCAGUCAAUAGGAAACAAACUUUUAAGGAAAUACAAGAUGAUCGUGAAAGAAGGAAGAAACUUAACCUUCUACAGUAUGAUGCUAUUAAGAAAGAGUUGACCCUCUUAACUGCUGCAGUUGGAACUUUCUGCACUGGAUAUUGUUUAGUGGUCUUCUCUAUACAGGCUGCUAUAAGUUAUGCAACGGGAGUUCUUUUCAGUUUUUUGUAUCUCCAGCUGUUGUAUUUCCAUGUUGACAACCUGACGAGGGAAGCAGUCCCACAGAUUUUCAGGCAGAAGAAAGUAAAGAAAAUUGGGAUAAGAAGUGAGGACUUGCAGAACUUCUUUGAAACAACGCUAAAUGGUAGUGGCUUUGUUCUUUCAUCGCCAAGGCUUGUGAUCCCUGCUGCAAUUUAUGGACUUUGGGGGCUGUCUACUCAUUUUUCCAAUGAUCUUUUUAGUUUUCAGCUUGUUCCAGCGAUGUUUGGGUUAUUUGCAUACAAGGCUGCUGCUCUGGUUCAAGUUUACAGAGACAAUGAAGACUUGAAGUUGAUCUUUCCAGGUGGCGAUGAAUAUUCAAAUGAGUGAACAGUAGUCCCCCUCGUGUUCACUGCUGCACCUUUAAGUUUUAAGCAGUGCAUGCAGUGACUCAAAUUUUGGCGGAUGGCCCAUACAGCGGUUGCAGAUGUUAUUCAGAUUGUUAUCAACAAUUGCUGUUGUUUAUCCAUUUGUGUGCCACCCAUAGUGGUUAUGUAUAAUCAGCCGAAUAAAUUGUUAUGUACUUAAUAGUGUCUAUGAAAGAGUUAUAUCGACCCUUUCGUCUUG
This is a messenger RNA of Papaver somniferum (opium poppy), 1328 nucleotides long. RefSeq lists its product as uncharacterized. The coding region runs from base 153 to 1091 and encodes 312 amino acids. The transcript is spliced from 9 exons. Lineage: Eukaryota; Viridiplantae; Streptophyta; Magnoliopsida; Ranunculales; Papaveraceae. The record is from RefSeq and is a predicted model, not a curated record.